Molecule: messenger RNA, 1261 nt
Organism: Oryzias melastigma (Indian medaka)
Lineage: Eukaryota; Metazoa; Chordata; Actinopteri; Beloniformes; Adrianichthyidae
Product: P2Y purinoceptor 14-like
Exons: 1
Coding region: 1-1101 (366 amino acids)
Biological process (GO): G protein-coupled receptor signaling pathway
Cellular component (GO): membrane
Molecular function (GO): G protein-coupled purinergic nucleotide receptor activity
Source: RefSeq, a predicted model, not a curated record
AUGGGUAACUCCACGGACCCUCAAACCCCCGUCAGCAGUCUUCAGGUCCUGCUCUUGCUCUACUGGCUCAUCUUCGCGGUGGGUCUGCCACUGAACUGCCUGACCGCCUGGAUCCUCUUCAGAGCUCCAGUGGACUCGGGCCUGAUGGUCUACAUGAAGAACAUGGUGGUGGCCGACCUCCUCAUGGUCCUCACCUUUCCUUUCAAAGCCCUGAUGGAGGAGCUGCAGCUGUUGGUGCUCUACUGCCACUACGUCUCUGUGCUGUCGUCCGCCUGCAUGUAUGUGGAGAUUCUGUUCAUCGGUCUGAUCAGCCUGGAGCGCUACAGCAGGAUCUUCCAACACGCUUCCCGGUCUCCCAGCACCUCUUCCACCUGCAGUUCCAGGUUUGGUCUCAUCUUGAAGCUGCACUGCCUGCAGAGACCCAGCGUUGCUCGAGUCCUGGCUGUCUCCACCUGGGGAGUCCUUCUGUGCUGCAAUCUGCCCCGAGUUCUUCUGUCAACCAGAGACCCCCAUAACUUCACGUACUGCUGGGAGCUGGAGAUGCAGAUGGGGAACCGCUGGCACUACGGGACGACGGUUUUCACGGCCUUCCUGUUCUGGAUGCUGUUACCGGUCAUGGUUUUCUGCUACACCUCCAUCGCCGUGCAGCUGUACAAGUCCAACCGCCGCGUGCAACAAGACAGCCACAACAUCUGCCGCAAGUCCAGCCGCAGCAUCUUCAGCAUCCUGGCCAUCUUCUCUGUCUGCUUCGUGCCGUACCACAUCUGCCGCGUGCCCUUCAACCUGAACCUGCUGAAGCCGUCCCUCUUCGGCAGGAACACCAACUUCAUGCUCUAUCGGCUGAAAGAGGGGACGCUCCUGCUGUCCUGCCUCAACGUCUGCCUCAACCCCGUCAUCUACUUCCUGAUGUGUAAGACCUUCAGGGAGGGUCUGAGGAGGAAGGUGUCCUUCAGGAAGAGGAGAGCUCAGACUGCCAGUCCGCUCCAGAGUGUCAGCAACUUCUGCGGUGAGAGGAGCGACCUGCAGGAGAUCAGGAGUUCAAGAGCGCUCCGGAAAUCAGAGUCCAACCUGUUGGAAGAGCCGAACAAAUACGUGAAGUAGAGAGAAAUCACAGAAACGAGGUCUUCUUUGGAGGAUUUGGACUUGAUUAAUCUGGGAACUUGGAGAAGUGGUUCAUGAAGAACUAUUUCAAGCAACGACUGUUGUGCUCUAGCUUCUCAGGUCAAUGUUCUGUCUCUGAAGAUUCCAGUUGACUUGACAG